UCACCCUCUCCUUUGUAUAAAUGGGCUCAGCAUAACCACAGGGCGCCCAGGGGUGGUGAUCAUUUUAUGCCUGAUGUCUUAGCAGAGGGCACCUAGGCACUGACCGCCCCCCCCCCCCCCGCAGAUGGGUACCACGAUGCCAGACCCACGCACUUGGCCCUGCUCGGCCCCCUCCCCUGGUGCCUAACGUCCCUGUGGACAGAAGUGGCUCCUGGCUUUUGUUCUCCCCCAUCCAUCCAUCCAUCCAACCAUUCAUCCAUGCAGUAAUUAUCGAGCACGUACUCUAUCCCAAACACCACUUUAGGUCAUGGGGACGCAUCGGCGAGUGAGCCCUGCCCUCGUGGACCUGGCUUUCCAGCAGGGAGAGGCAAACAAAGAAGGUCGGCAUAAUAACGAAUCUAGCAUGGCUGUGGAAGGUGCUAGGUGUUCGGGAGAAAGAAGCACAGGGCAGGGUGUGAGGCUGACCGUGGCACCCGCCUCUGCAGCCAGGAGACCACCCCAGCCGCCCGGCCUCACCCAUGGGGAACAGCAAAAGCGGGGCCCUGUCCAAGGAGAUCCUGGAGGAGCUGCAGCUGAGCACCAAGUUCACAGAGGAGGAGCUGUGUGCCUGGUACAAGUCCUUCCUGAAGGACUGUCCCAGCGGCCGCAUCACGCGACAGGAGUUCCAGAGCAUCUACGCCAAGUUCUUCCCCGAAGCCGACCCCAAGGCCUACGCCCAGCAUGUGUUCCGAAGCUUCGACGCCAACAGCGACGGCACCCUGGACUUCAAGGAGUAUGUCAUCGCCCUGCACAUGACCUCCGCGGGCAAGACCAACCAGAAGCUGGAGUGGGCCUUCUCCCUCUACGACGUGGACGGCAACGGAGCCAUCAGCAAGAACGAAGUGCUGGAGAUCGUCAUGGCUAUUUUCAAAAUGAUCAGUCCCGAGGACGCGAAGAACCUUCCAGAGGAUGAAAACACCCCAGAGAAGCGAACCGAGAAGAUCUGGGGGUUCUUUGGAAAGAAAGAUGAUGACAAACUCACGGAGGGAGAGUUCAUCGAGGGGACCCUGGCCAAUAAGGAAAUCCUGCGACUGAUCCAAUUUGAGCCUCAAAAAGUGAAGGAAAAGUUAAAGGAGAAGAAACCUUGAUGCCAACUGCGCAGCCCUGUCCCCCUCACCCCUUCCCCCGCCGCGCACAGAAACCCGGGCAUGCGCACACCUCCCCAGGGGCCAAGGGGGUUUCCCAGGCCUUAGCGUCCCUCCCGUUCCUCCCAGCCACCUCCUCUCCCUUGCCCGCCCCUUGGGGCCUCCGUGAUAAUCCCAGGAUUGGGUCGCUGGAGUCCUACCAACCCUCCCCCACCCCCCCACCACCGUGUAAGCUCCUUUGUGGUUUGCUGGGUAAGCAGGUUCCAAUAAAUGCGAGAGGAGCUGGGCACACAGCUGACUGGUCGUUCUUGAACUGGGAGAAGGAAUGAUUUCUGUUGUCUCAGCCUCCGAGACCAGGACGUAUGGCCGUUGCAGACACCCGCCAGGGUGGGGAGGGGUGAGGGGAGGGGUGAGGGGAGGGGAGCAAGCAUUGCCCUGCUCUCUGGCAGAUGGAGGGCUGCAGGGGGUGCCCUGUGGGCCUCCAACAAGCUGUUCCGGGUGGUGAGGUUACCGUGGAGACCUGCACAGCAUGGGCAGGAGGGGCCGGCUGCUCCAGAGGGUCAGGGAAGGGGUUAUUGUUACAAUCACCUGCCUAAGACACCCCUCCA
Molecule: messenger RNA, 1732 nt
Organism: Acinonyx jubatus (cheetah)
Lineage: Eukaryota; Metazoa; Chordata; Mammalia; Carnivora; Felidae
Gene: RCVRN
Product: recoverin
Exons: 4
Coding region: 519-1127 (202 amino acids)
Molecular function (GO): calcium ion binding
Source: RefSeq, a predicted model, not a curated record